Messenger RNA from Sclerotinia borealis F-4128, 255 nucleotides. The record is from the annotation of a GenBank genome assembly. NCBI's taxonomy places the organism in Eukaryota, Fungi, Ascomycota, Leotiomycetes, Helotiales, Sclerotiniaceae.
AUGUCAGCAGAGUACGAUAUGUGGGACAAAUUUAUUGAAGCCCAAUUGAAUUUGGUUUUGUUUCUUAAUUCAGAGGCCGAUAUUAUCGAGGAAGAACAAAAGAAAAAACAAAAAGAACAAGAUGCACAGAGGUUAAAAGCUUCAAAACUUUGGUUUGAAGAGUUCAUGACCAAGUUUGAGUUUGCCGAGGAACAAUCAAUCCUACACUGUACCUUACCAGAAGACAAGAAAGACAAGAAAGACAAAUCACUUUGA